Serendipita indica DSM 11827 is the source of this 1032-nucleotide messenger RNA. The record is from the annotation of a GenBank genome assembly. NCBI's taxonomy places the organism in Eukaryota, Fungi, Basidiomycota, Agaricomycetes, Sebacinales, Serendipitaceae.
AUGACCCUUGGCCUGUCGCGUCUGGUAGGCCCCACGUCGCAACCAGCACGCAUAGCGUCGAGGAGAACUAUUUCAUUCUUCAGCAAAUCUGGAAACACUCGCAUUUUUGCGAACGCAAAGACUCCAAGGGCGUUAACAACGCCAACGGGCUCACAAGGCUCGAGCACUAGCUCUUCAAACAGCACGGCGGUGGCGAUAAGAGGUCCAGAAUCGUCCUCUUCUAUCGUCUCUGCCGAAAAGCCGACUACUGCGAGCAACGACAUUGAACACGGCCAGUCAUCGUCUCCUGCAGACCCGACACCUGAGACUACGGUCCGGGCGCAGUCUACCACCGCCGCUGAUGAAUCCAUAUCCUCUGAUAAGGAACACGACUCGCAGUUUGCGAGCUCUGGUGUCGAAAAGCGGUCGCAUUCGUCGGUGAACCAUCACCAUUUCCACGAAAGGGCACCGAUACUACACCCACAGCCGACUAAAGACGUUGUUUCGCUACACUCUUUCUUUUCACUCCAUCGACCGCUUCUUUUACUCCCCGAACAUGCCCAACAACCCCUCUUCAACCCGACCACGGGACGAUCCACGAUUUUCGACAGUCUAGACGCGUCCAAAGAGGAUUCAAGGACACGAGAAAAGAAGGAAUUGGCGAGGGUAGAGCCUCUUUUCGAGGUCGAACUGGGUUCUGGUAGACCAUUGCCAAAUGACGAUGGCAUAUCGUUGCAGGGAUUGAUGUCGGAUGAGGAAAUGCCAGAAGCAGAUGCAGAUGCGGCACGGCUACUCGGGAGGAGCUUCAUCGUCAAUAAUAUUGGAAGCUUUGUCGACUGGCAGGGUACGCUCAAGACCCUGGGUGAUGCGACUGCACAAAAGAGUUUGGAUACGAUUCGUACGGCUGCUGCAGAGGUCAGUGCUGACCCGGAUAUGUCGCCUGAUGUGGCGAUGGAUAGCGUCAAGCGGAAGAAGAAGAAAAAGAUGAACAAGCAUAUUUACAAGAAGCGUAGAAAGAGGGAACGUGCUCAGCGACGCAGACUGGGCAAGUAA